Molecule: messenger RNA, 1445 nt
Organism: Aspergillus caelatus
Lineage: Eukaryota; Fungi; Ascomycota; Eurotiomycetes; Eurotiales; Aspergillaceae
Product: endonuclease/exonuclease/phosphatase family protein
Exons: 1
Coding region: 58-1089 (343 amino acids)
Biological process (GO): double-strand break repair
Cellular component (GO): cytoplasm; PML body
Molecular function (GO): 5'-tyrosyl-DNA phosphodiesterase activity; single-stranded DNA binding
Source: RefSeq, a predicted model, not a curated record
UUUUGAUCCCUCUUGACCUCUACACUUUCUCCCCUCCGAAAACUCCCAUCUAUCGCCAUGGAAGCGCUUGUGGCCCAGGCCAUUAGGGACACCACGACCUUUCGGAAGACGUCGGUGCCCUGGACCUUGGACGAGCCUUACGCCCAGACUUACUAUGAAUUUAACCCCGCAACAUCCACUUGGAUCUCCAAGUUGCCAUCCGCCCUCGGAAACUCGAGUGGCAAUGAUAAUGAUAGUUCAGCCAUCACGGCCAUUGCGCUCUAUACGUGGAACAUUGACUUUAUGCUUCCCUUUGCCGCAGCCCGCAUGCGACCAGCGCUUGCACAUCUUCAUCAACUCACGCGCCUUCUCCCUCUAAAUGUCUCCCCUGUUAUUUUUCUCCAAGAAUGUACCCCUUUGGACUUGGAAACAAUUGCUGCGACUCCGUGGGUGCAAGCCAAUUUCCAUCUUACAGAUAUUGACACCGCCAACUGGGCCACCGCGCAGUAUGGAACUACCGUUCUGGUCAGCAAGCUUCUGCCUAUUACAUCUGUAUUUCGCGUCCACUACUCCCUCACGCGCAUGGAUCGCGAUGCCCUUUUCGUAGACGUCUCUAUUGGGCUCGAGGAGAAGCGAAUUCGCCUUUGUAACACGCACUUAGAGUCCAUGGCCCUUGACCCUCCAUACCGCCCACCGCAGAUGCAGCUAGUCGCUCAGUAUAUGCAUCACGAUGGGGUGUACGCUGCCCUCGCUGCCGGUGACUUCAAUGCAAUUCAGCCGUUUGAUCGCACGUUGCAUGUGGACAAUAAUUUGAAGGACGCAUUCCUAGAACUAGGUGGAGAGGAGGACACCGAGGAAGGAUAUACAUGGGGCCAACAAGCAGCAACAAAACAGCGUACGCAGUUUGGGUGUUCCAGAAUGGACAAGGUUUAUUUCCGAGGGUCUGUCAAGUUACUGAAGUUUGAGAGAUUUGGAGCAGGGAUCCUGGCCGAGGGGAACGAAGAAGGGAAGCAGAUCGUGGAGCUGGGAUUCGAGAAGCCCUGGAUUACGGAUCACCUGGGGGUUAUGGCGAUAGUGGAUGUUUUACCUAGCACGAAGGGGCAGCUUUGAGUGGACACGAUAGGAUUGUUUUGAUCAUACUGUCUGGGACGGGUCAUGAGUACGUUUUUUUGCUCUUGGCAGAAUUGGUAGAAAGCUACGUGGUCUGCUGUAUUCUUUUUCAUGCUUCCUUUGGCAUUGCCGGAGUCUAAGAUCAAGCGAGCUUCAUCAUCAAUGUGGCCACUCCGCCUGGGGCAAAGCCGCCACCCCUUGGGCCAGUGGUUUUGCGUUGCAACAUGCAGUAUAGUUCAUCAGUUGUACGCCUUUGAAUCUAACACAAGUUACAUUCGGAAACCAUCUCUAGCAAGCCAAGAUGUCCCUAGGGAUGGUUUCGCCCCAUGGCUGGUUCACUCCUGCAUGUGUUUGAC